This is a messenger RNA of Chaetomium strumarium, 768 nucleotides long. RefSeq lists its product as uncharacterized. The transcript has 5 exons. Bases 414 to 734 code for a protein of 106 amino acids. The record is from RefSeq and is a predicted model, not a curated record. NCBI's taxonomy places the organism in Eukaryota, Fungi, Ascomycota, Sordariomycetes, Sordariales, Chaetomiaceae.
CUCGGACGCCUCGCCUGUCUGCGCUCCCUCUGUACUGUACCUUGGAGAAGCGCUCGUCUCCCCGGAAUCUGGGCGUUGGCUCGCUUCAACAAAGCCGUUGAAAUGGUAGCCUUGGCACUUGAGACGCGAAGAGAUUCGAUGUCCGGGGGCCCUAGCCAUGCGCGGCAAACCUCGCAUUGCUUCCGUUUUCCGGCAAAGAAAGUGGUCGGUAAAGGAGAGCGCGCCUAGUCUGAAGCCCCAUCUACACAUUUGAGGGUGGGGUAUCGUAUACGUCGGGAUGAACAAGGCCUGGUUAUCGAGAAGUGGUAAAGGAAGGUUGAGAUUUUUGGGUUGUAGGAGCCGGAUGAUAUUGGCCUCGCCGCGAGGCUGACAAGGCCGAAUGGACCUGCGCUGCACGGAUACUAGUAUUUACCAUGCCAAGGGCACAUGUGAGAUCAGGCACGGCUUUUCAGUAUAUAAUAGGCUUCGUCUACGGGAAACUACUAUACCUACUAACUUCAAGCCACCCUAAAAGACCUCCGAUCAUCUCGUCGAUACGCACGUACGGUCAGUCAUCUGUCUGCAGCGGUCUGAUGGCAGCAGCAAAGAGUAUCCGCAGAUCCGCCACGGCCAACCCGGGAGAUGCUAUGCUCAUUCGACUAGAAUACGGUGUGAUCAUUUCGCUACACGAGCCGGACUUCGUCUGCGCCUACCCAUCCGCCUCGCCAGAUCCGAACCGCGGCUUUCUGAUGUGAUGCGUCUUGCGGAGAGAUGCCAUGACUGCAUAUA